CCGAGUCAUGGAGCUGUUGCAAGUGGAGCAAGAACCAAGCGUGCCUUGGAUCGUCUGGGCGGUCUUCGUCGAAACCGUGCUGUUCGUUGUCUGCCUGGGCCUUCUUCACAAAGCUGUUACCAUGUACACCAAAGGAGUUUGUCGAUCAACGCAGCAAAUGGACGGCAAGACGGUCAUCAUCACGGGCGGCAACGCAGGCAUCGGGAAGGAGACCGCCAUGGAGCUCGCUCGCCGCAAAGCCCGCGUCAUCCUCGCAUGUCGAAACCUCGAGAAGGCCAACGAGGCGGCCCGGGAAAUUCUGGCGGAGACCGGCCAGAGCGUCGUCGUGAAACACCUGGACUUGGCGUCCUUCAAAUCCGUUCGCAAGUUCGCCCGGGACAUUGUGGACACCGAGGCGAGACUGGACGUGCUCAUCAACAACGCCGGCAUGAUCCACGAUUCGAACACCGUGAAGUUAACAGAAGACGGCUACGAAGCUUGCUUCCAAUCCAACUACCUCAGCCACUUCUUGCUCACCGUUCUUCUACUGGAUUUGCUCAAGAAGAGCGCUCCAAGUCGAAUCAUCAAUUUGUCCUCGGUGCUUCAUUACUUCGGAAGCAUCCAAUACUUCGAACAGAAGGCCCGAGGAACCUACCCGUGGAAGUACCCGCUGCUUGUGUACUCCAACACGAAGCUCGCCAUCAACGCGUUCACCCGGGUCCUUGCUAAGAAGCUGAUCGAUUUUGGUGUCACCGUGAACUCGCUCCACCCUGGGACUGUCAAAACGAACAUCGCCAACGAGGCACCUGGCCUCCUGACGUUCCUCUUCAUGCUGUGCAACUUCUACGGAAAGACUCCGAAGGAAGGCGCGCAGACGACGCUGCACCUGGCCCUGGAGCCCAGCCUGGAGAAAACGACGGGAACUUACUUCGUGGACUGCUCCAAGGCCCGCGUCGCCUCCAGCCUCGCGGACCGCGACCUCUCGGAGAGGGUCUUUGAAGCAACGGUCAAGCUCGUGAACCUCGAUGACUCCGAGAUCGGCAAGCUGCUGGACACGUGA
Ixodes scapularis (black-legged tick) is the source of this 1039-nucleotide messenger RNA. Its product is annotated as retinol dehydrogenase 11. NCBI's taxonomy places the organism in Eukaryota, Metazoa, Arthropoda, Arachnida, Ixodida, Ixodidae. Gene Ontology annotation, molecular function: oxidoreductase activity. The record is from RefSeq and is a predicted model, not a curated record. Bases 8 to 1039 code for a protein of 343 amino acids. The transcript has 6 exons.